Serendipita indica DSM 11827 is the source of this 936-nucleotide messenger RNA. The record is from the annotation of a GenBank genome assembly. Lineage: Eukaryota; Fungi; Basidiomycota; Agaricomycetes; Sebacinales; Serendipitaceae.
AUGGACACUAGAGGACAUGGUCCCUAUGGACGGAAAAAUAGCGAUUGUGACUGGGGGAAACGGAGGAAUUGGAUACCAGGCGACGAAAACCACAAAUGCAAUGACCCACAGAAUCUCCUCAAAAGUGGCGCAAAAGUCUACAUGGCCUCCCGAGACUCGCCAAAGAGCCAUGACGCUAUCAAACGACUCAAAGAGGAGACCGGCAAGCAUGCGCUAUACUUUCUGCCCAUAGAUUUGUCGGAUCUACGAGACGUUCGAAAGGCAGCCAAGGAGUAUCUAAGCAAAGAAUCUACGCUGGACAUCUUGAUGAAUAAUGCAGGCGUCAUGGCUGCACCUGCUGAUCAACUCACAAAGGAUGGAUACGACCUUCAAUUCGGAACGAAUGUCCUUGGUCACUUUCACUUUACUAUGCUCCUCUUACCAGCCCUCCUCGCGACACCAAACCCACGCGUCAUCAAUGUCAGCUCUCGCGGACAUCUAUUCGCGCCAUCCAGCGGAUUCUUUUGGGAUAAACUCAAAGGUCCCAAAAAAGGGACGUGGAUUCCCGGCCUCAACUUCAUUGAACGGUACCAAUUGUACGGCCAAAGUAAACUUGGGAACAUCCUCUUCUCCAAUGAACUCGUGCGCAGGUAUGGAGACAAAGGUCUCAUAGCCAUCUCCGUUCACCCAGGAGUGAUCCGAACCGACCUCGGCCGCAAUCAUAAUUCCCUCAAUCGCUGGGUGUACUGGCAUUUGGCCCAGCCAGUAGAGUAUGGCGCUUUGACCCAGCUCUAUGCAGCUAAUGUCCCGGAUGCAAAGGAAUUGUCGGGAAAGGCAUGUUCUUUCGACUAUUUGGAGCCCGUAGCAAAAGUUACAACGCCCUCUUCUCUUGCAACCAACCAGGAACUUGCAAAAAAGAUGUGGGAGUAUUGCGAACAGGAGCUCAAGGAAUUCUAG